AUGCAAAUCGAUGAAUUUAUCUCUACCAUUAAUGAUAUGAGAGGAAUAAGUUCACGAAGAGAGGAAGCAGAAAAGAAUUAUCUAGAAUUUAUUGGAAAUCAGCCUCAAAUUGCAUUUUCAUACUUUCAACAAUUACUAACGAACAUUAACUACAAGAAAAUAGCAAUCACACUAUUACUUUCAGUCAUCUGUCACAAAAACAAGGCUUUUCUCGAAGAAAACAUCAAUCUUAUAAUUCAAUCUUUAAUAGAAAUCGCUCAAAUACUUCUUUCAGAGGAUUUUGAAACCGAAUCAACAAUAGAAAUAUGCUCAAGGUUAUAUGCUUACUUUUUAAUUGAUUUUUGGCCGGAUUCAUUAAAUCUUCUUUUACAAAACGAAACAAAAACGUCAGUAUACGUCUAUUCAUACCUCGUUAAGAUCGGCAAAGUAAAAAUCAAUAAUGAAUUUUUGAGAAAUUUAAUUCCAAAAUACUUAGAAAUGGAGCAAUUCAUUGAUUUCCACGAAAGUAUAUUAUGCCUACUUACUGUAUGCGCAGAUCUACCAGAACGUGAACACUUCAAGCAUUAUUAUGCUGAAACCAAAAAAUAUAUCGAAUCAAUCGAUAAAAAAUACCUUAAAACAUACUUGAAGUUCCUCAAAAGCAUGAUAAAAAGAGAAUUGAUCGAGGUUGACGAAAAUAUUUUGAUUUCAAUUCCAAUAUUUUUAUUAAAUGAAGAUCUUGGAUCAUCCAUAUGGUAUUACACAUCAAAACUUCUUCCAGAGAUAUCAACUGAUAGUCCUCUUCGUUCACAACUUGAAAAUAUGAGAGAUAAUUUAUUAGAAUAUUUAAUUCAAGGUUUUACACCAGAAAUUCCAAAUGAUUAUGAUACAAGUCAAGAGUAUUAUAUCGUCGAUACACUAGAUAGCAUCUAUUUCUCUGUCGGAGUCUCAAUUGAAGACUAUGAUUACGUAAUUGAAGAAUCUGAGAGCGAAUCACCACCUGAUGAGUAUAUUUCCAUUGUUUUAGCACGUCUUUUCAUGGAAUACACCAUGUUCCAGCGAAUAGAAACUGCUUUUAUCAACAAAAUUGGUUAUUUUUUGGUUUCUGAAACUCCGAAAAUUCGUUUUGGAAUUUCAAUACUUCUCAAAUCAAAAAAUACCAAACUUUACAACCAUUCAAAAUUUUUAAUUGAGCAAAUAAUAGGAAAUAUUGAAAAUGAAACAGAGCAAAUUAUAAUUACCAAUCUUCUUGAGAGUUUGGUCGAUUUAAUUUCGAAUUCAAAAGAAGAUUUGUCAGAUUUGCAUGAACACAUCAUAUCUGUUAUCAAUGGAUUGACAAACAAUGAAUCCUAUAUAGCAGAUUCAUUGACAUUGAUCUCUGCUUUCAUAAAUCACGUAAAAGGAGGAUUCACAAAUUAUUUGGAAAUUUUCUCGAAUUAUUUCGAAGCAAUCAUGGAAGACAGGACAUUUCUAUUGGAUCUAUCAGAAGUAUUCGUAACAAUGGCCAAAAACAAUCUGGUUUUCAAUGAUUUGUUUUUGAAUUUUUACAUUACAACUUUUGAAAAUUUAGAUUUUGACACUUUUCCUUUUAGUACUGUUGUCAAGAUCUACAAGAAUUGUUUAGAGUUUAUGAAGACGAUUCCACUUGAAUCAAGUGUUUUCGCUGGUUUUACACAUUAUUUAGUUGAAUAUUGUAAGAAAAUUCCAGAUAUAAUAAAUGAAGUUCCAGGAGACGAAAAUGACGUGAUUUCUGUUGAAUUAGGGGAUUCCUUGGAAAAGAAUGUUGUUUACUAUGAUAAAUACGAAGUAUCAGAUUACAUUCUUUCCAUUGAUUGUAUCAUCAAAACUAUUAAGAGAUUCCCUGAAUUUGUUGAUUCAGAUUUAUUCGAAAUUUCCAAAAAUUGUUGUUUUUCUUUCGAACCAGAUAUUUGUUUGCACAGUUUGAAAUUGUUUAAGAAUGUUAUAGAAAAUAUUGUUGCUGAAAAUACUGAACAAGUGUUCUUGAUAUUGAAUGAACUCACUGAUUCUUUGGCUUUCGUUUAUUACCAAGAAAAAUUUAUCAAAAUUUUGUGUAUGAUUUACAAAAAAGUGCCAACAAAUGACACUUUUUCGCUUAUUUUUACAUUUAUUCAAAAACUCAUUGAGUUGAAUUCUCUUUCCGAUGACAAAGAGCAUGAUGUUGAUGAUCCUGACUACGAAUACAACGCGAAAAGUAUAAAUUUGUCAAAUGCUUUUACAAAAUUUGAUAAUGAUUUCUUUACAAUGAUUUCACCUGACCAAUUUAAGCAAAUCAUGUCAGUGUUUACUUACAAACCAGAGUAUUUCAGUUUGUUCACUUAUUUCUAUGCAAAAUACUCUCCAGAAGAUCUUGAAAAUUUAAUAAAUUUGCUUGGAGAUCUUUCUGAUUCUUAUGACCAAUUGAGACAAGCUGUAGCGAUUAAUUCAAUGUACAAUGCAUUGCUAGUUUGUAAGGAAUUGAAUGAGAACUUGUUGAAUAAAAUUGCUAAUAAUGUGAGCAUUUUAAGUAAUAAGUUCUUGAAGGAUUCAAAGAAAGAAAUGGUUUUGAAAAUGAUUUUGCUGAUUAAUGAGAAAAAUCACGAAAUUGCAAUGACAAAAGGUCUUGAUAUUGUAGCAUUUACGUUGUAUGAUGAAGCUUUUCUUGAUGAUGAGAAGAAGAAUGAACUAUUUAACUUCAUUUUCGCUACACCGAAUGAAGAAAUUUUCGAAAAUGUAGACUUCGAAUUUAUGUUGCUUCAAUUUACUUCUAUAUUUGAAAACCAUCCUGAUAAAUACGAAUUGCUCGCCAAUUACUUCAAAGGACUUCCAUUUGAUGAAGAUGAACUCGCGCAAGUCAGAGAGAAGUUCCCAUUCUGCUAUUCAAAUAUUACUGAUGUUCUUAAUUCUUAA
This is a messenger RNA of Trichomonas vaginalis G3, 2886 nucleotides long. Its product is annotated as armadillo (ARM) repeat-containing protein family. The coding region runs from base 1 to 2886 and encodes 961 amino acids. The record is from RefSeq and is a predicted model, not a curated record. The transcript has a single exon. Lineage: Eukaryota; Parabasalia; Trichomonadida; Trichomonadidae.